Molecule: messenger RNA, 591 nt
Organism: Cadophora gregata
Lineage: Eukaryota; Fungi; Ascomycota; Leotiomycetes; Helotiales; Ploettnerulaceae
Exons: 2
Coding region: 1-591 (196 amino acids)
Source: RefSeq, a predicted model, not a curated record
AUGCCAAACCAGCCCCCGCAUCCUCCGUACUCUGACACAUAUGUUCUACCCAAAACCAAGUAUGGAAAGCCAGUAAAUCCUGGUAUGUUCAAAGACAACUCCUUCACAUCCGAGGAUGAAGACCACAAGACUCGCUGGUGGGAAGAGACCUGGGCCACCGAAGAAGCCAAACAGCGUCGCUUGAGAGAAGAGCGCUUAGAUCGCGGCGAGAGACAAGAUAUCGAGCGCAGCCAACGCUACCGAGCCACCACCGCUGAGGAACUAGAAGCCUAUCGUACAUGGCAGAGAGAAGCCGAGGAGACCGAGCGUGCGCAGGCUAGAGACAGGAGGUUCAGACAGGCGGCCAAAGAGGCGGAGGAGAUGAUGUCAGGCGAGAAGAUCACAGUCAGGAUGCAGGUUGGGAUCCGGGAGGUUGAGGAGCGAAAGCAGAUUGUGCCUUGGGAGUGGCAGGAGGGUGACGGCGCUACUCAAGGUCAAGGUCAGAGCGAGGAUAGCGGGUAUGUUGGCGAGGGCUAUACCAGUGGUGAGGGAUAUAGUGAUGGCCAGGAUAAGAACAAGCUGAAGAAGUGGUUCAAGAAGGUCUUGCCUUGA